AGCCAGUUGUUCUACGAUGGGCAUCAGACACUGGCAGUCAGCCUGUCCAACAUGGUGAAAGCGCACCCUGCGUGCCCCCCGUCCGACAGAUUGCUGAACAUAGUCAGUGCUGGCCUACGAGUUGAACAAGAGUCAAAGGGCAGCAAGGUCUCAAAUGCAGACCAGCCCUACAUGGGACCUGGAAUUGACUUGGAGUACGAAACAGAAGCUGCCUCCCUCGCACCUGAGCCCGCGUUGUACGAAACCUGUUACGUCACAUCCCACAAGGCGCAGUGCAGAGCGGGAACGUUCAGCCGUGAUGGACAGCUCGUUGCAACCGGCUCGGCCGAUGCUUCGAUUAAGAUCCUCGACGUGGACCGUAUGCUUGCGAAGAGUGCCAUGCCCCCCGAAGUGGCAGCACAGGAGUCGGCCCAGCAGAACAUGGAGACGCACCCAGUCAUUCGCACCCUCUAUGACCACAUUGAGGAGGUGACAUGCCUCGAGUUUCACCCACGGGAGCAAAUCCUGGCAUCUGGUAGCAGGGACUACACCGUCAAAUUCUUUGACUACUCAAAGCCAUCUGUGAAGCGAGCCUUCAAGACAGUUCAUGAGGCGGAGAUGGUGCGAUCCCUAGCGUUCCACCCGUCCGGUGACUUCAUAUUGGUGGGAACCCAGCAUCCCACCCUACGGCUCUAUGACGUCAACACAGCCCAGUGUUUCGUGUCAAGCAUUCCUUCGGAUCAGCACAAGGGUCCCAUAAAUGCGCUUCGUUACAACAACUCCGGCAAGCUGUACGUGUCAGCUUCCAAGGACGGCGACCUGAAGCUCUGGGACGGUGUGAGCAACAAGUGCGUCUGCACAUUUCCCCAGGCCCACGACGGCAACGAGGUCUGCUCCGUGGUCUUCUCUCGCAACGGGAAAUACGUCCUGUCGAGUGGAAAAGAUUCCAUCGUUAAGCUGUGGGAGCUGUCUAUGUCCCGGUGCCUCAUUGCUUACACAGGAGCAGGAGCUACGGGAAAGCAAGCUCACAGGGCUCAGGGUAUCUUCAACCACACGGAGGACUAUGUUCUCUUCCCCGACGAGAAGACUACCAGCUUGUGCAGCUGGGACUCGAGAAAUGCUGAACGGCAGCGUUUGCUCUCCUUGGGCCACAACAACACAGUCCGUCAUUUGGUCCACUCUCCAACCGGCCCGGCUUUUCUGACGUGCAGCGAUGAUUUCAGGGCUCGUUUCUGGUAUCGCCGUGUGGAGGCUGUGGACUGAACACACUGUGCUGAUGUGCCUAACUGGACAAUGUACACCGCACAAAUCAUGCUUUGUCAGAUAACUUUGCCUCCACAGUCAUCCAUUUUUGAGACGGAAAACAGCAUACCAAAUGCGAAAUAAAGUGCUUCUUCUUA
Molecule: messenger RNA, 1379 nt
Organism: Rhipicephalus sanguineus (brown dog tick)
Lineage: Eukaryota; Metazoa; Arthropoda; Arachnida; Ixodida; Ixodidae
Gene: CstF50
Product: cleavage stimulation factor subunit 1-like
Biological process (GO): mRNA 3'-end processing
Cellular component (GO): mRNA cleavage stimulating factor complex
Molecular function (GO): RNA binding; protein binding
Source: RefSeq, a predicted model, not a curated record